This is a messenger RNA of Rotaria socialis, 8556 nucleotides long. Lineage: Eukaryota; Metazoa; Rotifera; Eurotatoria; Philodinida; Philodinidae. The record is from the annotation of a GenBank genome assembly.
AUGAAGAUCCGGCUUCUUUUUCUUCUAGUGAUAAUCUUCAUACAGAACAAUAUUUCCCUUCAAUUUGAAGAGGGGAAAGUUGUUAUUGAUCGUUCUCAACAAAAACCUGAGGCCGAUGGUUUUUAUCAAAUAUCAAAUUAUGAUUUUAAAUGCUUUCGACAAUUAUCAACAUGCUCGUCACAUGGAUGGUCAUUAAGAUUUAACUUACGUCUUAAUCCAUUUCCAAUCAUUGAUCGUGAACGUAAAUCUUUAUUAUUUAGUACUGGUGCACACGAACCACAUGGCGACGGAAUAUUAAUUUAUUUGUAUCAAUCAAAAAAUGCUUCUUAUCUUGAAUUCGGUUUAAAAGAAUUUCGUAACGAUGAAUUCGCUUAUUAUUGGCAAAUCGAAGUUGAUCUAGAAGUUAAUAAAUGGAUUGACGUUUUAACAACAAUUGAAGAGCGUGCGACUGCUAAUGGACAUCAUAAUCAAAUGAAAAUAUUUUUUGAUGGACAAUUUUAUAAAGAAACACAAAUAGAAAAUUAUACCGAAGUAUUUGUAUUUAAAUAUGAUAAUUUUCAUCCAAAAUUAGCUGUCAUUUAUGGAAAUGAUACGGGUUUAGUUACAUUUGAUGAAAUUCUUUAUUAUGAGAGAAUUCUAUCGGCAGAAGAAAUUGCUAAUGUUUCUACCGAUCUUGUUUCAAUGGGGUGUUUAAAGGAGAAUGAUCGUGUUCAUCAAUACAUGAUUCCUGAGCAAUGUGACAAAUGGCAACAAUGUCGAGAAGAAUGUCAUCAUCGAAGAAUGAAGAUUGCACUUUAUUCAUUGACAGAUGGUCGAUGUGGAUGUAUAUCAAGUUCAUUUGAAUUAGAUUCUUCAUUUAAAUAUGAGAAGAACUUUUGUAAAUGUCCUUUACCAACGUUAAAAUCAGAUGCACAAUGUUCCAAUGAUGGACAAUGGCAUGUAAUGUCCGUAUCGAAUGUUAUCGAAUUGAUAGACAGUGAAGUCGGUCUUGAAAUUCGUUUGGCUGACUCAAGUUUUCUUGUUCAUGGCCGAACGCGAGCACAAAUAAAUGAAGGUGUUGAAAUUAUAGUUACGGUGAAAAAUGAACGAAAUCUUGCGUCAUUAACUGUUUAUGGUGAUAUUGAAGGUCAAGAAGUUACUAAUUCAAGUUCAAGUGAAAUUUAUAUUACUGCUGGUGUCGUUAAUCUCUCAUGGAAAAAUGAAGGUGCAAAGAAAGUUCAAUUUCGUGCUGAUUAUCGCCGAAUGGUCAAUCAUGAAAUGGCUGAAUAUCGUACAGUUUAUGUCGAUGUUGUUUAUAUAAAAACUGAUUUACCAUUACAAUUUGUUCAUUUUUCACCUGAUAAUCGGAAUGGUCAUAUGCAUCAAAACUUUACUGUACAAACGUUUGGAAGUGUACCUAUCAAUUGCACAAUUGAGUAUGGAGAUGGAAGCCGUCAAAUAAAUGGUACAAGUCGUCAUCAAUAUUAUACAGCUUAUUUUGCACGAAAUUAUACUCGUUAUGGACAAUAUAACAUUUCAGCUCGAUGUUAUAAUGAACGUAGUGCUAAUACUACAUACUUAUUACGAACAGUUCGGCGAGAAAAUGUGAAUAGAAAAAUGAUUAUUUAUAAAGAUUUGAUGGAAUCAUCAACACCAUCGCGAUUUAAUUUAAUAUCACGCGAAGAUUAUUCGUUUCAACAUGCAAGUUGUUUACAGUUAAAAAAUGCGAUUACCAAUGACAAAAUGAAAUUGAUUUGGAGAAAGAAAACAUUGGAAGUUAUACCAAAUGAGCCAUUACCUAUUGGCAAACAUCUCUAUCAACUUGAAUGUGAUUCUGUUGCAUUACAAGCAUAUUAUCUUUAUGUUCAACCCGCCAUACGUUCGCUAGACAUUGCAGCAUCUCAAACAACAAUAAAAGCUGGCCAGUCAAUACAAUAUUCGAUUACUCUUGAACCUACAUUAGAUUUAACAAUAAUAUUCGAUUGUGAUACACCAAACACUCCAUUGGAAAUUAUUCAUAUUCCAAAAAUAACUGAUGCAUCUCCAAUUGUUGUUGCUAAUUGUACUUAUGCACAACCUGGUCAAUAUCAUCCAUUGGUUAGUGCAAUCAAUCGUAUUAAUUUAGUAAAUCAAUCAAUACGUAUUGAUGUUGAAGAACCAUUAUCACCAUUUAAAGUUGAUAUUGAAGAUUGUACUGAUGUUAAUCAAUUAUCAUUAGUUGUUAUUCGUGCAUUAGAACAUAUACCAUUUGAAGGUUUAUUUACUUUAACUAUCAUUGAUAGAGUGGACGCAAAUGUAAAAAAUGUAACACGAACUGAAAGCAUACAAUUAUUUCCAUCAAAUAAUUUUACUGAACAAUUCUAUAUGAAUAUAACAACAUACGGAAGACAAACAUUACAUGUACGUGGUGGAGAUUAUCCAACAAUACGUGAAGCACAAACUACAUUUACUGUUGGAACAGAGAUAACAACAAAACCACAAGUUUAUAUUUUAAACCAAAUGGCUAUUGUCAAUGAGGAUUUCACUUGGGUUGAUGUUCAGUGGAUUAAUGGUAUCGGUUUCGAUGUACAAAUUGAUUUUGGAAAUGAAAAGAAAGUUUUAAUACGUUAUGCACAAAUAAUAACAUCCCAGUUGAAUCGAAUGGUAAAGAAAAAUGAUGGUGCACACGAAAUACAAUGGAAACGAUUAAGUAAACAUCGAAUACAAGUUGGAUAUAAAUUUACAAAAGCUGGCACAUACAAAAUUGAGGUCACGUUCGUUCAACCAUCUUCGAAAUUCCUUACUGCUGAAAUUGCAUGUCCAACAGUAACCAUCGUGAAAGGUAUAGUUCAGCCUGAAGAUACAUGUUUUCUAGAACAACAAUUUUCUCUAACAUCACCCAAUGCCAUCAAUAAUGUAACUCUAUCAUCACCUGUACUAUUUUUACCAUACAGUCUUCAACAUCAUCUUGAACCCGUAAUAGUUACACCAUGUUCAGAUAAUGAUCUGAUAUAUUCAUUUUAUCUUUUAUCCAUUGAUUCAACUCACUGGAAAUAUUCUCGUACACAACGAUAUUCAAAUUCAAUCGCUGAAUCUUUUGAAGAAAUAUUUCUCUCAAAGGAUUGUUCUGAACUUGGACCAAAAUCAACAUUAACAAUUGAACCAAAUUCACUCCCACAUGGUUAUUAUUUAGCUGUGUUUACUGUUACUACAAGUUCAAAUCAAGUUGAUUUUCGACAAUUUCUUCAACCCAUUGAAAUCAUACGUUCAGAUUUGGUAACAACCUUCGGUGGUAAUGAAACAAUAACAAUUGAUGGUCAAACAGUUCAUUUAGAUUUUUAUUCUUCAACAAACGAUCCUGAUACAACUGAAUUUGAUCGUCGUAAACUUAAUUUUACUUUAAUAUGUUAUCCAGAAGAUAUUCAAUCAUCCAUAUUUUAUCCUAAUACACUUCAAUUGGGUGCAUCAAGACCAACAUCAACUAAUCCACAAAAUCUUAAUAGUUGGUCUAUACAAUGGAAUAAUUUAACAUUAGUCACACGUCGUCCAGAAUUAAACAUUCAAAUCUAUGAAAAUCAAUGUUUUAUACCAAAAACCAAACGUAAAAUGCAUAAAGAAACAAUUUCUUUUAAUUCAAAAACAAAAAGAUUUAAUCUGACUGAAACUGAUCUUGAAGUAAAUAAUGGGUCAAUCUAUUUCCUACUAAUCAUUCGGCAUGUAACUGAUGGACGACAAUUAAUUUCGCGUUUAGAAGUUGAUAAAAAGAUAAAUUAUGUAUUUGAUACAGCUGACUUAAGUUUAUUAGAAGAAGUAAUGGGUAAUUUAGAUGACUUAGCUGCAGCCAAUCCACAAAAAGCAGUAGCAUUAAUUUCUGGUUUAGCCGAUAAACUUAAUGAAAUGAGUGAUAAUUCUACAAUGGGUGAAAUGAAUGAAACCGAAGCAAAAUCAAUCAAUGAUCGGAUGUCAGCUAUGCGAUCAAAAAUGUUAUCAUCGAUGGAUACAGUCUUAGAAUCAGCAAAUGAUCCGGGUAUGGUCGACAAAGCUUUGAAAGCUAGUGCAACAGUAACAGCAAAUAGUGAUCAAAUGCCAUUGUCAAAUCAAGAAAAAGGAGCUGGUAUUAUUGAAAAAGUGGGCUCCAAAGUAAGAGAAAUGGAAUCAGCAGAUGAAAAUACAGUGACGGAACUUGCUUCAUCAUUAAUGGACGUCGGUGGUAACGUUCUUCAAGCUGCAUCAAAAACUGUUUCGAAAGAUAAAGGCAAUGAUCCUGAUGCUGUUAUUGAGAAUCUUGAAUCUGACAUGAAAGCAGCUGACAAUGAUGAAACCGAUACUAAAGUUAUUUAUGCUCCAACAUCAUUUUAUGAUUCUUGUGAUGAUUGUGAUACCCUGCCCGAAGAACGAUGGGAAGAAUUUCGACAUAAAUUAGAAGACGAAAAGAAAACAAUUGUUGAAGGACGAGAACGAGCUUCAAAUAUUGCUAAACGAAGUGCUGGUGGUUUAUUUACAGUUGGUGAUGCUUUAGCUAAUCGUUCAACAACCAAUGAAACAAAAACAAUUGAAAGUAAAACAAUGGCAAUGUCUUUUUCAAAAGCAGCUCCUGAUGGUAAAUCUAGUAUAUCAGCUGGUGAUACAAGUAUUCGUUUACCUAGUUUUUCUGAUUUGAAUUCCGAUUCUGAUUCAUCAAAUAUUUAUACUAAACUUCUUGAAUCAAAAGAUAAUCCAUAUGCAAGUGCAAAUGGAAAUUCCAACGUACAAGGAAGUGUUAUAACUAUUGUUUUAUCAAACUCAGAUGGAUCAGAAAUGCCAGUAACAAAUUCAACAGAACCCAUAGCAAUUCGAUUAACAAGACCAGUUGAUAAACGACCGAAAUUUCAAGAACAUGAAUUACAUGGAACAUCAUUACAAUAUCAUAAAGUUGAAUUGCCAGAAAAAAAUAUGACAUUAUCAAUUUAUGCUGCUCCUAACGGUUCACCAAUGGAUACGUAUGCUGUCUAUAUUUCGUAUGGUGAAAACGAAACAUUAUUAGAACCACCGACAGAAUCAAAAUUUGAUUUAAUUUUCGUUUUACCAAAUCAAACAGCUUUAACUAACAAAACAGAUCUUAGUCCAGAAGAUGAAUAUGAAUUAAGACAUACAGUAUUUUUACCACCGGGUGUUCAUUUUGGUAAUGGUACUUAUAUUAUUGGCGUUAGAUUACUAAAUGCAAGUAUAUCAAUGAAUUUAACAGAAUACAAUUCAAGUUAUACAGCAAAUAUGUAUGUAUCAAAAUGUCAAUAUUGGGAUGAAAAACGAUAUGUUUGGAGUUCAGAAGGAUGUGAAGUUGGACCCUUGACAACAUUAAAAUCCACGGAAUGUCUUUGCACACAUUUAACAACAUUUGGCGGUGACUUUUAUGUGCCACCAAAUACCAUUGAUUUCAGCACAGUUUUUCUAAAAUUUAAAAAAUUACAUGAAAAUGCAGCUGUAUUUAGUACAGUAAUGGUUAUUCUUGGUUUAUAUAUUAUUGCAGCGGUAUGGGCACGCAGAUCAGAUAAACAAGAUUUAAUUAAAUGGACAGCAUCACCACUGAUGGAUAAUCUUCCCAUUGACACCUACCAUUAUUUAAUCACAGUUCAUACAGGUGUUGGUAAAGAAGCUGGCUCAACAUCAAAUAUAAGUUUUGUUAUGUCUGGUGAAUCAUCUGAUAGUGGCGUAAGAAAAUUAUCCGAUGGAAAAAUUCAAGAAUUUAAAUCAGGAACUGUUCGAAAUUUUCUAAUGAGCGUUGAAUCACCUCUUGGUCCAUUACUUUAUGUUCGUGUUUGGCAUGAUAAUUCUGGUAUUAAAGAGAAAGCAUCAUGGUAUUUAAAUAUGAUCAAUGUUAUGGAUUUGCAAACUGGAGAAAAGAGCUAUUUUCUUUGUGAUAAUUGGUUAGCUGUUGAGAAAGGUGAUGGUCUUGUGGAUCGUGUUAUUCCAUUAGCAUCAUCAAAAGAAUUGAAAAGUUUUGCUCAUCUUUUUACUCAAUCAGUUAAAAAGAAAUUUAGUGAUGGUCAUCUUUGGUUUUCAGUAUUUUCACGUCCAGUUCGAAGUAAUUUUACACGUUUACAACGUAUUUCAUGUUGUAUAUCAUUAUUAUUUUGUACGAUGAUAUCAAAUGCCAUGUUCUAUAAACAAGAUACAAAAGCAACUGAAAAUAAAGCUGGUGUUUUAAUGAAAAUUGGUCCUGUUCAAUUUACAUUAGCUCAACUGUGGGUUAGUUUUAUUGGAACAUUAAUUGUUUUGCCGAUCAAUUUAAUUAUUGUAACAUUAUUUCGUAAAGCAAAAUAUAGUCAAAAAACAUUAAUUACACAUCAGUUGAAAGAAACUCGUCGUCGAAAUAAAAAAUUAGAAAAAGAUGAACAACGUGAAAAAACAUCAAGAUUUUUCUCACGAUUCAAAAAUCGUUCAAAACAAUCGAAAAAAAUGGAAGGAGAUGAAAUAGAACGUAUUGCAGCAAUAUCUUCAGUUGAAGAUACAACAAGAACACUGCCAUAUUGGACGAUUUACAUUGCAUGGGGAUUGGUUGCAUUGAGCAUCCUUACGUGUGCAUUCUUUAUUAUCCUAUAUUCAUUGGAAUGGGGUGCCACAAGAGCUAAUGAAUGGUUAAUGACAAUGAUGCUUUCAUUUGGUCAAUCGAUACUUGUUAUUGAUCCAUUGAAAGUAUUUAUUAUAACUGCAAUUAUAAGUUUUCUUAUUCGUCGUCCGUAUGAUGAUGAAACACUUGAUUUCAAUGAUCCGUUUACAGGAGCAUUAGUAUCAAAUAAUCAUAUGGCUGAAAAUGAUGAUAAUGGUGGUUUUAAUGAUUCUCAAAUUAAAGAAAUAGCUCGUCAACGUCGUGUUCGAUUAUUUGAUUUGCGUCCAAUUGAUUCAACUGAAAUGGCUCGAGCUCGAGAACAACGGCUACGUGAAAUUAAAAUGGGAGAAAUCAUUCGUGAAAUAGUUGUUUAUAUAUUUUUUACAGUUGUCUUAUUAUUUCUCUCCUAUCAAGCACGAGAUACAAAUUCUUAUGGUUUAUAUCGUGAUACAAAAAAUUUAUUUAUUACAGAUGAUUUUCAUGGUGUUGACUCACUUUCAACAUGGUGGGAUUAUUGUGAUAAUGUUUUAUUGAAAGGCCUCUAUGCUCAAACAUGGUAUAACAAUAAGAGUUUAUCAUGGAGAGAAAAAUUAACAACUGGAAGUCGUGUUUCAAUGCGCGUUGGUGCACCUCGAAUACGACAAUUGCGUGUAAAAGAAAGUAGUUGUCGUGUUCAUCGACGUGUUAAACAUGUUAUAACUCAUUGUCGAGAUGAUUACAAUUGGAUCGAUGAUGACACGAAAGAUUAUACGCCAAGAUGGGAACAAGUUUUAAAUAAAACGGCAGCAAAAAUGAGUGAUGAAACAAAUGAUGGUAAACAAAGAUGUAGAACUCCAUGGUGUUAUCAAAGUAGCGCUCAUACAAAAAGCGGUCCUAUGAAAGCCAUUUAUAAAACAUAUAAAGGAGGUGGUUAUAUCGUAUCUUUGGGUCGAACAUGUGAAAAAGCUCGGACAGUUAUUACAGAACUUCGUUCACAAAAUUGGCUCGAUCAACUGACGCGUGGAGUUAUCAUCGAUUUUUCACUUUAUAAUGCAAAUGUUAAUUUGUUUGUUGCUGUUACGCUUUCUUUUGAAAUGACAUCCAUGGGUUCAGUUAUACAAGAUUAUCAAAUAAAAAUUUUUCGUUUAUACGAUCAUAUCGGUGGUUAUGGUAUUAUUGUUUACUUAUUUGAAUUCCUAUUCGUUGUUUUUACAAUUUAUUCUGCUAUACAUGAAACAUUAUCAAUAAUUAAACAAAGAAGAGAAUAUUUUGAUAAAUUCUGGAAUAUUAUUUCAUUUCUAACUGCAUUAUUCAGUGUAACAGCGAUUGGAAUGUAUGGAACCAAAAAGACGUUAACACGAUUAGCUAUCCGAUCAUUAAGAAAAACAGAUAUGGGUGAAUUUGUUAAUUUUAAUGCAAUUGGAAGUUUUGAUGAAGUAUAUUCAUAUAUUGUUGCAUUAGUAACAUUCUUUACAAUGCUUAAAUUUUUGAAAUUACUUCGUUUCAAUAAACGUAUGGGAAUGCUAUCAAAAUCACUUCGUUAUGCUCAAAAAGAUUUAAGUUCAUUUGGAUUUGUAUUUAUUAUUUUCAUGGUAGCAUAUGCACAUAUGGGUUUUGGUUUAUUUGGUCGUUCACUUCAAUCAUACAAGAGCUUUUUUACUGCAUUAACAACUUGCUUCCGAAUGCUUUUGGGCGAAAUUAAUGCACCGGAUAUGCUUGCUGUCAGCCGAGUCUAUGGUUCAUUUUAUUUUCUUUCCUUUAUUAUUCUUGUCUUCGUGGCAUUGCUUAGUAUCUUUUUGACUAUUUUGAAUGAUUCCUUUGCACAUGUUAAACGAGAACUAGCUGCUUCACAACAGAAAAAUGAAAUGAUGGAUUUUAUGUGGUCCACAUUCCGUAAAGUUGCGGGUGUAAACAAAAAGAAGCCAGAUGCAGAUGAGAAUGAAAUCAUGAAAAAUAAUAUAGCAAGUAUGAUGGACUCAAUGAAUAAAAAUUCUGCUGCGCCAUUGGCUAAAUUUGAGGCUGAAGAUCUUUAA